CUCAGACCACACCACGCCGCGCUCCUCCCCUCCGACACGGCCCACCCCUACCCGCCGGCUCGGCUCGGACGGAGCGGGCGCCCGCCCCACCCGAAUCACACAGAUCGGGACGCCGGACGAGGAGGAGGUGCCACGCCGUUCCGCAUCGCCGGAGCAACAGCCGCGGGCGCGGAGAGGCCCGCCACCGCCACCGCAGGCGCAGUUCAAGCUUUGGAUUCCCGGAUCCUGUGCCAUCGGUCUUUACGGAGAGCGUAAUCCAGCGAGCGUAGAGUUGAAAGCUGUGAAAGUGGAGAUGAGUACUCUGAAGAAAUCCGACAAGAAAGCUGCCCUCGACUUCGCAGCGUGGAGUUUCAAUGUCACCACAUCGGUUGGAAUCAUCAUGGUUAACAAGGCGCUGAUGGCUACGUAUGGGUUCAGUUUCGCCACGACAUUAACUGGGCUUCAUUUUGUGACUACUACCUUGAUGACUAUCGUAUUUCGAUGGUUAGGCCUGAGCCAGCCAUCCCACUUACCCCUAGCAGAUCUAGUUAAAUUUGUGAUAUUUUCAAACUUGUCAAUUGUUGGGAUGAAUGUGAGCUUGAUGUGGAACUCUGUGGGCUUUUAUCAGAUAGCAAAGCUGUGCAUGAUACCUGCAUCAUGUCUUCUGGAGGUUGUCUUUGAUCAUGUACAUUAUUCCCGGGACACAAAGCUGAGCAUAAUGGUCGUGCUUAUAGGAGUUGCAGUCUGCACGGUUACUGAUGUCAGUGUGAAUGCAAGAGGUCUAAUCGCAGCUGUUAUAGCUGUUUGGAGCACAGCUUUGCAACAAUACUAUGUCCAUUUUCUCCAACGCAAGUACUCUCUGAACUCAUUCAACCUCCUGGGCCACACUGCUCCAGCCCAAGCUGGGUCACUCCUGCUAGUGGGACCAUUUGUAGAUUACUUGUUGACAGGCAAAAGGGUGGAUCACUUCAGUUUCUCAUCACUUGCUCUGUUUUUCCUGGCACUCUCAUGCUUCAUUGCCAUUGGCGUUAAUCUGAGCCAAUUCAUCUGCAUUGGGCGGUUCUCUGCUGUAUCCUUCCAAGUCCUAGGCCACAUGAAGACCGUACUUGUUCUGUCCCUUGGGUUUCUUUUCUUUGGCAAGGAGGGCCUGAAUCUUCAGGUAGUCCUUGGGAUGGUUCUGGCCGUUCUUGGAAUGAUAUGGUAUGGCAACGCAUCUGCUAAACCAGGCGGCAAAGAGCGGCGCAGCAUCCUGCCGGUGAGGUCUGCAAGUCUCAAGGGAAGUUCAGAAGAAAAGGCCGGUGCUGAGAAAUAGUCUUGCUAUUAUCUAACUGCAACUUAGAUGGGGAAUUUUUCGUUCCGAGGUUAAAUUUCUGGUGAGGUGACGCAAGUAUCACAGAUUGGGAACUCUGCCGCCUUAUGUUUGACGCAGAGGACAAACCCGUCCCAUCUAGAAACUCAGGAUUGUUAUAGUUACAGGUAUACUGUAAAGCUUCAUUUUUUGGCGCUCUGAAUCAUUUGCAGUGAGGAGAAAGACAAACAUGGUUUAGGAGGCUUCAAGACAGUUUUUAUCGAAUA
This is a messenger RNA of Sorghum bicolor (sorghum), 1554 nucleotides long. Its product is annotated as UDP-rhamnose/UDP-galactose transporter 4. Gene Ontology annotation, molecular function: UDP-galactose transmembrane transporter activity; antiporter activity. The record is from RefSeq and is a predicted model, not a curated record. The transcript has 6 exons. Lineage: Eukaryota; Viridiplantae; Streptophyta; Magnoliopsida; Poales; Poaceae. Gene Ontology annotation, cellular component: Golgi apparatus. Bases 293 to 1291 code for a protein of 332 amino acids.